AUGGAAGGUGGCGAUAUUUUCGACGAUGACGACAGGCCUAAACUUACCUGGCACACCUCGACGAUUCGUCCUCCAGACAUUGAUGAGAGACAAGAACUUGGGGAGGAUGUCUACAGUUUGAUCUUUGUGGCGCCCGUAUUUGGAAGAACGUUCAUGUUUGCUCUAUAUGUGGUCUUUUUGAAGCUGAUGUUGUUUACACUAUUGGGUUUUGACUUGUAUAGUCGAAGUCAAGGGAACUUUAAUGGCAAGAGCACAUUGACCAGAGUUACCCAAUUCUUCUUGAUCCCAGUUGCUGUGGCUAUGCAGGAAGAUUUAAUGGCUGUAUUUGCUCGAAUCGCGAAUGUGAAGUAUGAUCAAGACAUCCUGGAGACGUCACCAUACGCUACCCCCUCCAAGUUCGCCUUGAGUUUCUUGCUUCGGUUUGCUGAUGGAUUAUAUAGCUUGAUUCUGAAUUUCAUUCUGCUUUUGAUCACAGAUGAGGUGCUUAACCUAUUUCUGAACUUCGCUGCCCUAGGGUUCUUGCAAAGCAUCGACGAUGUGGCCUUUUCCGUGGUGGCCAAUGGUUAUCUAGGGGACAAAAUGGAGAGUCGUGCAGACUUGGUUCGAGACAUUAGUCUACCGAGGCGACGUGGCGAUUCCUUCACCAACUCUUUAGAUUCCGUUCUCUUUUUCUCGACUUGUUCUGUGAUGUUUGGGAUUUAUGUUUUCAUUCUUGUCAAUGACCAGGGGAGCUUGUCCUCGUGA
This is a messenger RNA of Cylindrotheca closterium, 744 nucleotides long. The record is from the annotation of a GenBank genome assembly. Lineage: Eukaryota; Bacillariophyta; Bacillariophyceae; Bacillariales; Bacillariaceae.